Messenger RNA from Staurois parvus, 357 nucleotides. NCBI's taxonomy places the organism in Eukaryota, Metazoa, Chordata, Amphibia, Anura, Ranidae. The record is from the annotation of a GenBank genome assembly.
GGCACACCGGGCAGAGGCACACCGGGCAGAGGCACAUCGGGCUGGACUCCGGGCAGAGGCACAUCGGGCAGGACUCCGGGCAGAGGCACAUCGGGCAGCUCCGGGCAGAGGCACAUCGGGCAGGACUCCGGGCAGAGGCACAUCGGGCAGGACUCCGGGCAGAGGCACAUCGGGCCGGACUCCGGGCAGAGGCACAUCGGAUUACCAGGCAAAGCAGCAGGCAGCGGGCCACCAGGCAGAGCAGCAGGCACCGGGCCCCCAGGCAGAGCAGCAGGCACCGGGCCCCCCCCAGGCGGAGCGGCGGGCGCCGGACCCCCAGGCGGAGCGGCGGGCGCCGGACCCCCAGGCGGAGCGACA